AUGAGCUCUGCAAAUGUGCUAUUUCGUCGGAAAAAAGACUAUAAGCGCGGGGUUGCGUAUUCCGUGCUACUAGUCGGGAACAGUGGGACUGGUAAGACCACGUUCGCCAAUAACUUACUUGAAAGUGCUGUUUUCCCUCAUCGAUAUGGGAUGGAGGCGUCGGAAGUGCCCAACAAUCCACGUGUUAAGGUGGUAAAGCCGACAAUGGUUGUAUCGUACAACUCUAAAAACGGUAUUCCAUCGUACAUGUCGCAAUUCGACGCAUCAAGAGAGCACUUGGAGCCAGGUGUUACCAUCACGUCGACAACUAUGGAGAUUUCUACCGGCGCAGAGGAGCCACCUUCGAGAUCUUCUGUAUCAAGCGACAGCUCAUCCUUUCUACAAAAUCCCGACAAAAUCCUUUUUAAUUUGGUCAACACUCAUGGCGUGGGUGAAAACCUUGACAACUCGAUGUGUUUUGAUGAAAUCACAGGCUAUCUGGAGCAACAAUUCGAUCAAGUACUAGCAGAAGAAACAAGAAUAAAGAGAAAUCCCAGAUUUGAGGAUACCAGAGUUCACGUGGCACUAUACUUUAUAGAACCAACUGGGCACGGUUUAAGGGAAAUGGAUGUCGAGAUGAUGAAGCGUUUGUCGCGCUACACAAAUGUGUUACCUAUCAUUUCGCGUGCUGAUUCCUUCACUAGAGCGGAGUUGAGUAAGUUCAAAAAGCAAAUAAUGAACGAUGUUGAAAAGUACAAUGUUCCUGUUUAUAAAUUUGACGUGGAUCCUGAAGAAGAUGAUCUUGAGACUAUUGAGGAAAAUCAGGGUUUGGCGCUCUUACAGCCUUUUGCAGUCGUGUCCUCAGAUGAAAAGAACUCCAACGGUGAAUAUAUCAGAUCUUAUCCUUGGGGUGAUCUAAAAGUGGACGAUGAGAAUGUGUCUGAUUUACGCGUAUUGAAAAACGUUUUAUUUGGCUCGCACUUUCAAGAGUUCAAAGAUACCACUCAAAACUUUCUAUAUGAGAAUUACCGUGCAGAAAAGUUGUCAACUGUCGCCGAUUGGGAUGUCGAUUCAGGAAAAGAUCUUUCCACUAAUAAGAGAGACUCUGCUGCUCCAAGUUUAUCUAAUUUUGCUUCAUUGAUAACUACAGGACAAUUCAAAUCUUCGCAAUCCUUGGCUAUUCCACCUCAAUCCGAUACUCCUUCGACGCCAGAGAUGAAUGAGCAUUCUAAAGAGGUCGAUUCUCCGCUAAGGCAAAUGUCUCAAAGUAUAAGACUAGGGAAUGAAGAGAUUAUCAAUAAGAUCAAGAACUCGCCACGCAUAAAUUCCUCGGGUUCACCUGACAGAACGAAACUCAGAAAUAUUUCAGAGACAGUUCCGUAUGUUUUGAAACAUGAGCGAAUCAUUGCCAAACAACAAAAAUUGGAGGAAUUAGAGGCUCAAUCUGCUAGAGAGCUUCAAAAACGCAUUCAAGAGCUCGAGAAAAAGGCAGGCGAAUUGAAGUUGAGAGAGAAGUUACUACGUCAGCAACACGCAAAUGGCUCUGCUCCAUCAUUGCAGUCUAGAAAUUCUACUCAAUCGGUGGUUUCGCAGCAGUCAAAAAUCAAAAAGGAAGAAAGCACCACGGAUCUCGCUUCUAUAGUCAAUGGUAGAUCGUGA
Messenger RNA from Lachancea fermentati, 1638 nucleotides. NCBI's taxonomy places the organism in Eukaryota, Fungi, Ascomycota, Saccharomycetes, Saccharomycetales, Saccharomycetaceae. The record is from the annotation of a GenBank genome assembly.